Molecule: messenger RNA, 2127 nt
Organism: Rhodamnia argentea
Lineage: Eukaryota; Viridiplantae; Streptophyta; Magnoliopsida; Myrtales; Myrtaceae
Product: disease resistance protein RPV1-like
Exons: 4
Coding region: 1-2127 (708 amino acids)
Biological process (GO): signal transduction; defense response
Molecular function (GO): ADP binding
Source: RefSeq, a predicted model, not a curated record
AUGGUCAAGUGCACCUCGAAAACCAAUGAGAACAGAGAGAUUUUGCCCAUUUUCUUGGAUGUGGAACCUGAAGAUGUCAAGCUCAAAACAGACUUAUAUAGCCAAGCACUUUCAAAGCACCAGGAAAAGUAUAGCACAGAAGUGGAGUCAUGGAAAAAGGCUCUCAUUGAGGUGGAUGAGAUAAAGGGAUGGAACUUGAAGAAAGAUCAAGGCCAAGGAGAUUUGAUAUGUUCAAUAAUUCAAACACUUGCGGUUAAGAUGAAGCUUGCCUAUGAAAAUGUAACCGAACAUCUAGUCGGAGUUGAAGAUCGUGCAGAAGCUGUAAUCAAAAUGCUGGAUCUGGGAUUUGAUAGUGUACGAUUUCUCGGAAUCCACGGAAUGGGCGGUGUUGGCAAAACAACCCUUGCUAAGGUCGUCUUCAACACGGUGUCUUCUAGCUUUGACGGAUGUUGUUUCCUUGGAGACAUUCAGGAAUCAUCAAAAGGAAAUAAUGGCCUGGGAAAUAGGAAAAUAGAAGCAAUGUCACUAGGAUGGUGGGGAUCUUUCGAAGACAUGACGCGUGAUGAAUUUGCUAAUUUACAAAAGUUGAGGUUCCUUGAACUAGCUGAGGUGUCCCUCGUCGGAGACUUCAAUAAUCUUCUCUCCAGUUUAAGACUGCUUUCUUGGCAAAGUUGCCCUUUCGAGUUUGCGGCGACAAACUUUCAUCCGACUAAUUUAGUCGUUCUCGACCUCUCAACUAGCCAAAUUUCGGAGGAGUGGAAUGGCUGGAAUCAAAUCAAAAUGGCAACUAAACUAAAAGUACUAGAUCUCAGCUCCUGUGAGAAUUUAAAAGGAACUCCUGAUUUAUCUACAUGGGUAUCAUUGGAGAGAUUGAUUCUUAGAGGCUGUCACAAAUUAGUUGACAUUGACCAAUCCAUCGGUAAAUUAAAGCUCCUAACUUCUUUGAACUUGGAUGGUUGUUAUGGUCUUCGAGAGUUGCCCCAAGAAAUAGGAUGUCUACAAGCAUUGACAGAGAUUGUCAUGCCUGCAACAAUACAUGAACUUCCGGAGAUGUUUGGUAAUCUUCAGUCAUUGAUGACGUUUCAUGUACCAAACAGACAGAUUAGCAAAUUGCCAUACUCGAUUGGAGGGUUGGUGAAAAUUAAGCGGUUGGAUUUAUCGGGGUGUACGAAAUUAAAGGAACUUCCGGACUCGAUUGGGAAAUUACAAUCGUUAGUCGAGUUGGAUAUGUCAUCGACAAGUAUUGGUCACCUACCUGAUUCAGUUGGCGAUCUAAAACAACUAAAAGUACUUAGGAUGAGCUACAUAAAGGUAAUGGUGAAAUUACCAAGUGCCAUUAGGCUGAUGGAGAGCCUUGAAGAGUUAGACGCUCAUAAAUGUGACAACUUGAUCGGCAAAAUCCCUGAAGAUAUUGGGAGACUGUCCUGUUUAAGGAUCCUAAACUUGUCAUACACACGUAUAUCCGGGUUACCCACCACCGUGAGUCGCCUCUCUAGUCUCCAAACACUUGAUCUAGAACCAUGUCCGGAGCUUAAACAGUUGCCAGAUCUUCCCCCAAGCUUGACUUGCCUGAGAUGGGCCUCCGACACUGUUGCUCAUGUCUACGAAGACAUGUUGUAUGAGCCGGAGAGUGUGACUGCUAUUCCCACAAGCAUCUGUACUCUAUCUCACCUGGAAACACUAACAUUGUCCUGUGAAAACGUGCAAUUCCUCCCCCAGCUCCCAUCUAGUUUAAGAGUGUUAGAGCUUCGACAUCUGGUAAACACAAGAUCGCCGGAUUUUUCCAAUUUGAAAAACCUGUCAAUCUUGCGAUUCUAUAGUUGUUCGAUGUUGAAAUUCUCUGGCAUACAUGAUGCGAAGUUGGAGGUCUUCCAUAUCGAGAAUUGCAAGCAUAUAGAUCUGGAUGCAUUGUUUCGGUUGGAAAUGGAAAGAUUGAGAUCUUUAAAGAUAAUUUGGUGUGAGUUCCUUCCAGAGGUCAUUGAUCUGUCGCGCAUGAAGAACCUGCAAGACGUAGAUUUGGAUAAAUGCGAGUUGUUAGUCGGGAUUCGCGGCCAUGAAGAAUUGAGAAAGCUAAAGAAGCUCGGAAUAAGAGACUGUCCAAAGCUAAGACGUGCGACCAAGGUCUAA